This is a messenger RNA of Gopherus flavomarginatus (Mexican gopher tortoise), 11656 nucleotides long. RefSeq names its product DOP1 leucine zipper like protein B (gene DOP1B). The record is from RefSeq and is a predicted model, not a curated record. Bases 106 to 6996 code for a protein of 2296 amino acids. Lineage: Eukaryota; Metazoa; Chordata; Testudines; Testudinidae. Gene Ontology annotation, cellular component: trans-Golgi network; endosome. Gene Ontology annotation, biological process: Golgi to endosome transport. The transcript is spliced from 37 exons.
CCCGGGCAGAGACACGUCGCAGGGAAGUGGCCGCGAGGUCCGUGCCCGGCCGGAGCCGCUGCCUCCGCCUGGUCAGGCAGUUUUGGCUUGCUGUGAGGACCCAAGAUGGAUCCAGAAGAGCAGGAGCUGUUCAGGGACUACAGAUAUAGAAAUUAUUCUUCAGUAAUUGAAAAAGCUUUGAGGAAUUUUGAAUCUUCAAGUGAAUGGGCAGAUCUCAUAUCUUCACUUGGCAAACUCAAUAAGGCUCUUCAAAGUAACCUGAAGUACUCCCUCUUGCCAAGACGUCUGAUUAUCAGUAAGAGAUUAUCUCAGUGCUUACAUCCAGCUUUACCUAGUGGAGUGCAUUUAAAAGCACUAGAAACCUAUGAAAUCAUCUUUAAAAUCAUUGGGACAAAAUGGCUUGCCAAAGACUUAUUCCUCUACAGCUCUGGCUUGUUUCCCCUGCUAGCAAAUGCAGCAAUGUCAGUGAGGCCUAUUCUUCUCGGUCUGUAUGAGAAAUAUUUUCUUCCUCUGCAGAAGUCCCUCUUGCCAAGUCUUCAAGCCUUUGUAAUUGGACUGCUGCCUGGAUUGGAGGAGGGGUCAGAAAUUUAUGACAGAACAGAUGCUUUGCUUGUGAAGCUGUCUGUGCUAACAGGCCAAGAAGUGUUCUAUGCUGCUAUCUGGGGGAGUGUUCUGGUCAGCCCUUCUAUAAGACUUCCUGCUUCUCUAUUUGUUGUGAGUCAUAUCAACAGAGAGUUGUCUGGAAAACAGCAGAAGUACAUGCUGGGAACUGAUUAUAAGCUCACAGUAAAAUCUUUGCGUGUAUCAGUAUUGGAUUCAAAUGUUCUUGUGCAGAGAAACACUUUGGAAGUGCUUCUCUUCUUUUUCCCAUUUUAUACAUCUUUGGACUACAAUGAAAGUGCUAUUCCACUGCUCAGGUCUGAUGUAGUCCAUAUUCUCUCAGCAGCUACACAGACAGUCUUGAGGAGAGACAUGUCACUAAAUAGAAGAUUAUACGCGUGGUUGCUAGGCUCUGAUAUUAAAGGCGGUACUUUUGCUCCAGAUUCUGCAGCUUUUGAAGAUCAUGCCCUCUAUUUUUUUGGAAAAUAUUCCAAAGAUCUUUUAAUUGAGGCUUUGAUUGAAAUAUUGCAUCAGAAGUUCUCAGAGUCUGCCUUAGAAGAUCAUGCAUAUCUGAAACCUUUCCGUAUCUUAAUUAGUCUCCUUGACAAACCUGAAAUAGGGCCACAAGUUGUUGGGGAUUUGUUCCUUGAAGUGAUUCGAGCCUUUUAUUCUUAUUGCAAGGAUGCCCUGGGUUCUGAUCUUAAACUUAGCUACAGUCAAAGUAGCAAUGUACUUACAAGUGCAAUCAAAGAGAAUAGAAGUGCCUCAGAAAUUGUUAAAACAGUCAACUUGUUGAUCUCAUCCCUAAGUACAGAUUUUCUAUGGGAUUAUAUGACCAGAUGUUUUGAGGACUGCUUCAGGAAUAAAUCCAUGCAGACAAGAUACCCUACUGAGAAUGUCAGCACUCCUCCUACAGUCUCAGAGCUCUGUACACUACUGUUGUUCCUUCUUGAUGUGAUUCCUUUGGAACUUUACUCUGAAGUGCAGACUCAGUAUCUUCCACAGAUGCUCAGUUACAUGGUACAGUCUCUUCUGGAGAAUGUGGAGAUUCUGAGUUUACCAGAACUCACUCAUGCUUUAAAGACCUGCUUCAAAGUGCUUAGCAAAGUACAAAUGCCUCCUGCCUACUUGGAUAACGAGACUGGAAGUGAAAACUCGAGCCCAGUGAAACAAGAAAAUGGUGAUAUAACUUUAGAAACCAAGCCUGCACUACAGGAUGAAGAUGACGCUGCUUUCGCUCCUCUCAAGUCUGAAGACAGUGGCAUAGGUCUAAGUGCCUCAUCCCCAGAGCUCUCUCAACACUUAAGAUUGCCAAGAGUGACUCCUGAGAAGGAUGAUGUUUGGAAAAAGGCGGGGAGUAUUCAGAGGACUUUGCAUUGUAUCCAAGAGUUAGUUGAUAAGUUUGCCAGUAAAUACAUAUUUGGGGUGCAUUUACAAGACCCAGGAAAUGACAGAAUUUCGAUAGCAAAUGUGGGCAGAGGAGAGAAAAAAGAAAAUAAUUACAGAGUCGCUGAAAAUACUAGCAAGAAAAAGAACCCCUGGGAAGGAAAGCAAAUUACCGUACCACAGUUUAAACAAAUGCUUUCAGACUUGUUCACAGUUCGAGGGUCACCAUUUAAACAGAAAAGUCUGGAGCCUCUCUCCCCUGCAAACCAUGACCUUGGUAGCAAAAAGGGAAAAGAAGAAUGGGACAUUGAGCAGGUAAUGCUUGAUUUAGGGGACAUGAAAGAAGACUGCAGAGAGGCCUUUGCUGCUGCCUGUCACCUUCUACUGGAAUGUACUACCUUCCCAGUCUACCUUUCUGAGGAAGAAACAGAACAAUUGUAUUUAUCUCUGUUUCAAGUUCCUGGAGGUUGUGAUGCCAGCUUCCCUCUGUGGCUUAAAUCCCUAAUGACGAUAUGCUGCUGCGUAAAUGAUUGCUACAUUCAGAAUGUGUCCAUCUCCACGCUGCUUGAAGUUAUCAACCAUUCUCAGUCACUGGCACUUGUGAUUGAAGACAGAAUGAAGCGGUAUAAAAUCUCUGGACAUAACCCCUUCUUUGGGAGACUGCAGAUGGUCACAGUUCCUCCAAUUGCUCCUGGCGUUCUAAAACUAAUAUCAGAGAAAACAGACUUCUAUCAGAGAGUCGCUCAUGUACUUUGGAAUCAGCUGAACAAAGAGACAAGGGAGCACCACAUUACCUGUGUGGAGCUGUUCUAUAGACUGCACUGCUUGGCUCCAUCAGCUAAUAUUUGUGAAGAUAUUAUUUGUCAUACGCUAUUGGAUCACGAUAAAGGGACAAGGCUGGAGGCACUUUUCAGAUUCUCUGUGAUAUGGCAUUUGACCAGGGAAAUCCAAGGCAGCAGAGUCACUUCCCACAAUCGAUCCUUUGACAGAUCUCUGUUUGUGGUACUGGACAGUCUAAAUUGUUCAGAUGGUGCAAUUGGUGCUGCAGCACAGGGCUGGCUGAUACGUGCUCUCUCACUUAAUGAUGUUGCACGAAUUCUUGAGCCAGUGCUAUUGCUGCUGCUUCAUCCAAAGACACAGCGCACAUCCAUCCAUUGCAUCAAACAGAAGAAUUCAGCAGAAGACUUAAAUCAUUGGUUUAGCAAGAAAAGUGCCUCUUUUAAAGAGUCAUUGGGAGCCUCUGAGCUACAUGAAAGCAGUUCUGAAGAAAACAUACCACUGAGCCAAUUUACAACUGUGGACAGGGAAGCUAUUUGGGCUGAAGUGGAAAUCGAUCCAGAGGCAUCUCAGCUAAAAAAUGGACAGUCUGAAAAUGAACCAUCUCACUGUACAGAACCUCCACAAGAUACCGGUGGUGAUCAUUAUAACAGUGAACACACAGAAUCAGCAGAUACCAGCACAGGACAUAGUGAUAGUGAAAAUACAUCAUCUUUUUCUCCUUCUCUGGAUCCACAGGAAAUGAGCAAUGAGGAGAACUAUAGAGCGACAACCAACUGCAGAGAAAACAUGAAGAAUGUUAGUUCAUCUAAUACUUUCCCUCCUCAUGGCUCCAAAUCCAGUACUAUGUUAAAUCUUGUGCGUGCAGACUCUGAGAGAACUCAAGCAUCAGAAUCACUAUCAAGUGAUGAGGAGGUGGACUUGGAACUCCAAGCAAUUACAACUUCUAGGCUGCUCAAGCAGCAGAAAGAAAAACAAGAGAUGAUAGAGGCUCUGUUUAAACACAUUCUCUUGUAUUUUCAGCCUUACGAUUCCAAGAGGGUUUUGUAUGCUUUUUCUGUACUAGAGGCAGUACUCAAAACAAACCCUAAGGAAUUUAUUGAAGCUGUAGCCAGUACUAGCAUGGAUACGAGCUCUACAGCUCACUUAAAUCUCAUCUAUAAUCUUUUAGCCCGGCACCAGGAAACUCUUGUGGGACGGAGUUUUUAUGUUAAGCUUCCUACUCAGUCACCAACCAUGUGUCCCCAUUCUUUAUUAAUAGAAUUGCUGACUUACCUCUGUUUGAGUUUUCUGCGCUCUUACUAUCCAUGUUACUUGAAGGUAACCCACAAAGAUGUGCUUGGCAACAGAGAUGUCCAAGUCAAAAGUGUAGAAGUCUUGUUUAGAAUGAUGGCGCAGCUGGCCACAAUGGCAAAGUCAGCAGAAAACAAGAAUAUUGAGUUUAUACACAACUUGCUUGGAAGAUGCAAAAUUCAAGAGUUUGUUCUUCUUUCUUUGUCUGCUUCUAUGUAUACAAGUCAAAAACGGUAUGAACUGAUGACAUCUGAUAAAAUUAAUAGCGUCAUCGAAGAGAGCCUCUUUGAAGAAAGCCUUAUCAAUUUUGGGCAAGAUCAGAUAUGGAGUGAACAUCCCCUUCAGAUUGAGCUGCUGAAGCUUUUGCAAAUAUUGAUCGUCUUGGAGCACCAUCUUGGACAGACACAUGAGGAACAGGAGAACCAGCCAGACCUAUCUAAAGAAUGGCAACAGGCUCUUAAUUUCCAGCAGGCUAUUAGUGCAAUGCAGUAUGUGCAUCCACACCCCAUAACUUCACAAGGAUUAUUUGUCUCCGCUGUAGUUAGAGGUUUGCAGCCAGAAUAUGGCUGUGGGAUGCAUCCAUCUUGGGUAGGUUUAGUCACGCAUUCUUUGCCAUACUUUGGGAAAUCUUUAGGCUGGACUGUGGCACCAUUUAUGAUACAGAUAUGUAAAAACCUGGAUGAACUUGUUAAACAGUAUGAAAAUGAAACUGUGAAGAUGUCUGUGAGCGUAACUUCUAAAAGGGAGAACAUUACGCCAGAUUAUCCUCUGACACUUUUGGAAGGUUUAACAACCAUUGGUCACUUUUGCCUUUUGGAUCAUCCUAAUCAAACCAAAAAGGUAUCCCCUAUAUCUGACCCCACAAACCUGAGAAAUGCCAGGAAUGCCAUUUUGGAAGAAUUGCCUCGUAUUGUUAACACAAUGUCCCUUCUUUGGAAUGUUAUAAAAAAGGAAGACUCUCAAAAAAGACCAACUGACUUUCUUGGAGCAACCAAGGGAUCUUCUUCAGUAUACUUUAAGGCAACCAAAAUAAUAAAAAAUAAAAUUUUAGAUUUCUUGAAUCCACUGACACCAAAACUUGGAGUCCAGUUAAUAUCAGCAGUAGCAGCAGUGUGGAACAGCAAAAAAGCUCAUAAGAAUCAAAGUAAAAUAAAGAUUCUUCCAGUGGCUAGUGCAUCUCAGCUUAUUCUUGUGGACUUAGUGUGUGCACUUAACACUCUGAAUACUGACACUAUAUUACAGCUGGUAAAAGAAGUUGUCAAGAAACCAUCCCAAAUCAAAGGCGAAGAGAAAUCUUCUCUAGUGGAUAUCCCAGUGCUGAAAUUCAGCUAUGCUUUCAUUCAGAGACUUCCUGUCUCAGCCCUGCAGGAGAACUUUCAGUCAUUGUUAGGAGUGCUGAAGGAAUCUGUGCAACUGAACUUGGCUCCCCCUGGAUAUUUCCUGCUUCUGAGUACUCUGAAUGAUUUUGUGACUAGAACUCCUAACCUGGAAAAUAAAAAGGAUCAAAAAGACCUGCAGGAGGUGACCCAAAAAAUCUUGGAAGCUGUGGGGAAUGUUGCUGGUUCCUCCCUGGAACAGACUAGCUGGCUGAGCAGAAACCUGGAGGUGAAAGCUCAGCCUCAGAUCUCUUUAGUUGAAUCCAGUGCUGAAGAUGACUUGUAUGAUGCUUCACUAGUACCAUCUUCAAUGGUGUCGGCCUCUGCUCCCUCAAUAUACAGUGUUCAAGCUCUCUCUCUUCUUGCAGAAGUUCUUGCUUCUCUCUUGGACAUGGUUUACCGUAGUGAUGAAAAAGAGAAAGCUGUGCCAUUAAUUUCACGCCUGAUGUAUUACGUAUUUCCUUAUCUACGCAAUCACAGUGCCUACAAUGCCCCUAGCUUCCGUGCUGGUGCUCGGUUGCUCAGCUCCCUAAGUGGAUAUGCCUACACUAAACGAGCCUGGAAAAAAGAAGUUCUGGAGUUAUUUGUGGACCCAGCUUUCUUCCAGAUGGACACUUCAUGCAUUCAUUGGAGGUCCAUUAUAGAUCAUUUUCUAACACAUGAGAAAACUAUGUUUAAAGAUUUUAUGAAUAUGCAAAGCAGUUCUUUAAAAAUGUUUCCAAGUUUUGAGCAAAAAGCAAUGUUGUUAAAGCGUCAGGCUUUUGCUGUCUUUAGUGGAGAAAUAGAUCAGUAUCACCUUUACCUUCCAUUAAUACAAGAGCGACUGACAGAGAACCUCCGUGUGGGACAGACUUCUAUCGUUGCUGCCCAGAUGUUUCUCUUUUUCAGAGUUCUGUUGCUAAGAAUUUCUCCUCAGCAUCUAACCUCACUGUGGCCAAUCAUGGUGACUGAAUUGAUUCAGACAUUUAUACAGCUGGAAGAAGACUUAGCUGAGGAGGAUGAACCAUCAAAGAGCAACAGCAAAGUAAGCCGACAGAAAACUUCAGCUUCAGCUGAUGGCAGUGGCCCCUUACUUUCAGACAUACAACAGAACGAGCUGUCCUUGUAUUUAUCAGCUUGUAAGUUCCUGGACACAGCGCUUUCUUUUCCACCUGACAAGAUACAGUUAUUUCAAAUGUACAGAUGGGCCUUUGUUCCAGAAGUGGACACAGAGACUUGUACCAUGACCUCUCAUCUAAUGGAAAAUCACCAGGAAUGUAAACCACAUAUCAUUAGAAUCAUGGACUCGUUAAAGCUGAAAUAUGGGGAAACAAACACUAAUGAGAGAACUUCAGAGAAAUGUGAAUAUCCUCUUCUGAACCUUCGUUCUAUAUCCAGCAUCACACAGUUAAUGCCCUUCUUCAGGACCCUGAGCUGUGCGUUCAAAGCACAAGGUAACAGGUCCCAGAAUGCACAGAGUUCAGCAUCUCUGUCAGUGGAAUGUUCUCUUGGCAACAGCACAAAGAUCUUGAAACAACUAGAAGAAAGUGUUGAAUGUGACUUUUUGGAAAAUCUGGAAAGUUAAGGCAAUUGCAGGACAAUUCAUUUACGUUGGUAUAAAUAGUGAAACAAAGCUACAAUCUCAUUGUCAGAUUUGUUACUGGGUUUUUUGUUUGUUUGUUUUUUCUGCCAUAUACUCAGAGUUUUGAAACGUCAGUUCAUCUCUUUUUUUUUGUACUGGUAUAAAGUACACCUCCCAGAAUCUUGUUUCUUGCUUUGUGUUGAGCUGUGAGGAUUUUUGCUCAGCUUCUGUGGAAGAGAAAGGUAACAUUUAGUACCAGUGAUAAAUUAUAGUCUUCACAAUGGAAACACAAACGGGAUUCAAGAAAACUUUUUGUAAUUAUAGUAGAAAUAUCUUGACUAAUUAAGGAAGGCAACAAAUUUACUAUUUAAUUAGUGAACUAAUAUUUUAAUCUGACUUGGAGAACCUUUCUUCUAAAAGUAAAAAAACUAAUAUAACUUUUCAAAAAUUACAUGUCCGUGUAGUCAUCUUGCAUAUAUAGAUACUUUCCAGAGGCUGUUUAAAUUCCACUUAUAGUGCUCUCUUUAACAAUUGCCCAAACAUAUUUAGCUACUGAACUUUGACAAAAGUAAACUAAAUUACCAACAGGUGUAUUUUAUCAGCUUUAAGAUGAUGUAAGUAAUGUGCAGAUGUACUGCAUUUGUAAUCUCAAAUCUGUAUUAUAGUAAUAUAUUCUGCAAGAUCAGUGAUUAUUUAAUUUAGAAGACAGACCUAUUCAGUAACAUUUAUUGUUAUUUAUAAAUCGCUGAAUUAAAUUCCCAAAAUUCAAAACUGGUCACUUCUUCUAAAAUAAAAACUUUGUUCAGAAAUUGUUCUUUCAGAGACUAAAAUCACCUUAUAGCUUUUGAAUGGCAAUUUAAGUAAGGUAGUCCUGUAAAAAUGUAAACUAUUGUAUAUAAGAAACAUACAGAUCUUGAAAUGCAUGUGUGUUCUGUCCUUCAUAGAGACUUCACUUUCAUAGGUGAUCAAAAGCAAAACCUUUUACAGUUUUUAAAGACUCUUUAUACAGGUAAAUGUCUUUGCUGCUUUAGGUGGCACAAAAGAUAGGAGGAGACAGUUCAUGGGGCUGUGACUGAAAGGUUCAGGAGCAGCCUCUGAAUUCUGGUGGCAAAGCAGUUCUGAUAGAUUUAGAGGAAAGGGAUUGACUGGAUUAUUCUCUCUCCACACAGUAAGGCUAAAUGUCUGAACUGCAUAAGAUGCCAUGUGUUUGAUCAUGGCCUCAUGGUGAGCAUCCUGGCAGUUAUCUGCAGAAGGAGGAUUACAAGAGGGUUUUUUUGUUUUGCUUUUUAAUUGAGAAAGCAAACAUUCCUGAAUUUUCAAACUGCCUGUUAAUCCAAUGAAGUAUAAAAUCAUUAAGAUCAACAGAUAAGAUAAAUUAUGUAGGUUGAAUUAUUUUGGGGCAUUUUUCAUGUUUGUCAGGGAGAAGAGCUUUACUUGUUUUGUUUUAGUACCUUCUUCUCUAAAGACAUGUUUUUGUGCAAUAUUGUUGAGCAGUUGGCCACUGCUACUAGUGUUUAAUUGGAAACCUCAGUGCCAAGCUAGACAUGCCAAGACUUUUGAUUUCAAACCUACUAUUGCGCUUUUCUAUUUAAAAAAAGUCUCAGUAAAUAGUAAAGGUACUAGACAGUGCAGACAGAUUUAUUUUUUUUCCUUCAAGAUUUAUACAGAAACACAGGAGAUUGCUCUGCAAUUCUUGUUGGCCUCCAGAUAAACUUAGGUUUUUCAUCUGUUUUUGAUACAAAAUAAAUGGUGAAACAUACACAACAUCAUUUACUGUUGUGCUAUACCAUUGACUAAGGAAUAGUUAUUUACUCAUAGUCCUAUGUUGAACUUUUAAUAAUUUGUAAACUUUGGUACAAUUAAGUGUAGUAUUGUUUACUCAUUAUGAAUGUAUUAUCAGAGGUUCUGAAUGUAACUUAUUGACAAAUUAGAUCUGUGAAAGCUGUUGGCCUAAUCACGGGUAAAAAGAUGAUGUAUCUCUUAAUCAUAAAUCGCUAUCAAACUGGAGCAGAACAUUAAAGUUAAGUAUAUGUUACUUCUAAGAUGUUUUCAUUCAGCAUAAUCAGCCAAUAAGACUAGACUCAGGGUAUUUUGAUGGUUUUAUUUGUAAACUAAAUUUUUUGUGACGAGAGGCACCCUUUGUUUUCAGUGAGUGAUUCUCCUCCUGCCUAACCCAGAUGAAGUGCUUAUGUCAAGAGGGCUAUUUGGGAUGGUUCACCACCAGAUCUUUCAUUCCAGCUCCUCAGUUCAGUUCUAGAUCUAAACAGCUGCCUGAACAGCUUUCUUUGCACUUACGGGACCAGCAUUAUUUAUGUGCUAGACCAGGCUCCCUGUGUUUUUCCUCUCUGUUGCUCUCAUUUCUACAUCCCAUGAGAGAGGGAGUAUCACCUUUGACUUCCCAAGCUUCAGGUGUCACAAGUAUCAGAUGUGUCACUUUCAAACAGGUUUCCCCACAUAGCAGCCAAAUAGCAUUAACCACUACACCACAGGUUCUCUCUUGUACUUGAUUUUUGCAGACCACUUUGUAAAGACAAGGUCACCUUGCGUAUCACUUAGCUCUAAAUCCCCGCAACUGACCUAUGGCAUUCUGCUUGUUGUCAUGUUCCUUAAGGUCCUCUAGAGAAGUGUCUGGGGGCCACUGACCCAUAGUUGUAGAACGAUUAAUAGCACUACAGAGUCAGCUGACUUAAGAAAAACAUGUUUCUAUUAAGUGUCUAAGGCCUGGUUGUGACAUUUACCCAGGGUACAACCUGGACUGAUGAACUACUAUGUCCCCUUCAACCCAGGGUACCUUUUACACUGCUUUGCUGUGAAAGCCACCACUCCUGGUCUGCCCACACAGCCUCCAACAUGUAAAUCACUCCCAGCUAUACAGUACGAGUGCUAUAGUCAGCCACCCAUGAAUUAUGCUGCGGACAACACCAGUAAACUUCCAAUCUCAGACUUUCCCUCAAAUGUGCGCCUUGUACUGCCCAGCACUCUCCUGGAUGAUACAAGCUCAUAUAAAGUCCAUUUCAUUAAUAGAAAAUAUGUGCAAAUCUUGUUAUAACAAAUGGAGUUUCCCCAAACACUUCAAUUCAAACACGCUGGUUUAGAUAAAACAAAACAAGUUUAACUACAGAAAGGUAUUUUAAGAGAUUACAAGUAAUGAGGCAUAAAAGUCAAAAUUGGUUACGAAGAAAUAAAUGCAAACUAAUACCUAACUUAGCAAGCUAAGUAAAUACCAGCAAAGGUUUUUCUCACCACAUGCUUUAGCAGUCAUAUGAAUGAAAUCCUUUCAGCCAGGAUCUUCCCCCCAGUUCAAUGUUAAUAUCCUUGUCCUUCAGGUGCUGUUGAUUCUGUGAGUAGACAGGAAGGGAGAGAUAUUUGGGGCCUCUGUUUCCCUCUUUCUUUGAAAAUCAUCUCCAGCUAGGGUUCUGGAGGUAGCAAGUCUGUGGAGAUGGAAACCUCCAGCUGUUUUGUUGCCAAGAUGUAAAUUUUUUUACUCGCACCCUUUUUCCUUCCAAAGAAUGGCUGCUAAACCAGGUGAUAGUCCAUUUGACUUCACUGACACCUGGCUGAAGCAGAGACAGUUUGCCUUUUGUCUCUGAGGAAGCUGUUGGUGCCUGCUUUUCUAAACAUGGAAUAUGUCUCAGUACUGUUAUACAGAGGAAUCUUAUAACUUUACAUACAAUGCUGCCACACAUUUUACCAGGAUAAUAAUGAUCAGCACAUUGAGUUUUCAAAUGAUGCCUUCCAAGACACUGUACAAAAGCGCAGUUUUUAAAAAGGGGUGAACAUAGGGAUACAGACUGUCUCACUGGUCUACUAAUGUGCUAUUUUGGUUAUGGGUGGUGGGGUUUUUUUUACUAAAAUAGUUAUAGCAGUACAAUCACACUAGUGUGGAUGCAGAUAUUAGUAUAAACACUUUUAUACCAGCAUAACUUAUUCCUCUUUCUGUAUGGGAAUAGUUGUAUCAGUUUAAAGGACUCUAAGGGCUUGCCUACGUGGUGUGGCAAUAUGCACUAGGUGUGUGACUUGAGUGCACUAAUCUGUUGCAUGCUAACUGGACUGUGUAGACUCUGCUGGUGCACACUAAGUUCCCUAAUGCACUGUUGUACUAUGUUAACGUGAACUUAAAGAACUUUUAGUGCACGCCAACAGGGUCUAUACAAGUCAGUACACAAAAUGUUGGUAUACUUUAGAAAUCACAUCCCCUAGUGUGUAUUGCCAUGCUGUGGUGUUCUGAUGCUGUGUAGAUUAUACUGAUUAAUGCAGCCAUACUAAGGAGAUUAUACCAUGUUAGCCAUAUUGGUAUAGAUAAUGCAGUAUAUAACUUAUGUAGACAAGCGCUAAGAGAGCCUGAUGUUAGGAAUAGUAAAAAGAAUACUUUUGCUUAGUGUGUGUCCGGUCAUGAGGAUUUCUUUGCAAAAGAAUGAGGUAAAGCUGAAACACUAGUUCACUUGUUUUUAUAGAAACUGCAACUUCAAAAAUCACGUAGGCUUAAAGCUCAAUUUUCCAGAAGAAAAAGGGGACAGUAUUUACGACAGAUUACUGCCAAAGAACAGCAGAAGUUGAAACAUGGUACAUGAAAUAAAGGUCUUAAGUGUAUUCAAUGUUAUCUUUUUAAUGUAAUUCUUUUCACAAUAAUAAAUGUUAUUUUGAAAUACCUCUUCAAAUGGAA